Zootoca vivipara (common lizard) is the source of this 4775-nucleotide messenger RNA. Lineage: Eukaryota; Metazoa; Chordata; Lepidosauria; Squamata; Lacertidae. The record is from RefSeq and is a predicted model, not a curated record.
CAACCCUUUUUUAAAUAAGGGGUUCAUCCAGUUAAAAAUAAGGGACACUUGUAGAUCAGGUGUUUCUCUUUGGAAUUGUAGUGCUGCUUCCUUAUGCAGGAAUAAGUGAAAAUAUAUACUGGUUAAGUUUUUUUUUAAUGCUAAGGGCCAAUUUUUAAAACUUAAUACAGGAACAGAUAUUAGUUAUUGUGCAUCUCUUCUGAAAUGUGAUGUUUUCCCCCUUCCUCUGCAGAUUCUGAAAAUGCACAUUUGUCCUAGCCUGACAGGACCAUUUCCCUUUAACAAGAAGCAUGAAAAUGUGGUUCUUAGUUUGCCUGGCAUAGCUCUGUGCUGUAGAACAGUCAUAAAUAACACAGCUCUCAAUGGAAAAUGAAAGAAAAGAGAUAUUUGAAGAAGGGUUUUCUGGUGGGACCAAGAUUGCCUUGCUUGCUACUUCUUAAUUCCGAUGGUUAUUCUACAUGGCCGUUUUUAGAACACAGUGGUUAUGUGGUGGAGUCACCACAAACCUGACUUUGGCGUGGCGUCUUGGGGAGUUCUUUGGUAGAUGAGUGCUGAGAUUGUAGAUCCUCACAUCCCAAUUCCAUCUGCCUUUUGGAAAGCUUCUCAGGUUCUUAACCUGGAAAGAAGACGGUUGCCUCUGUACAGUAGAAGCUAAAUCUUGUGUAUGGCGUGGUUAAGGUUGCAACCUGCCAGCUCAGCCUUCCUCCGUUUUGGGCUCAUUACUUUUGUCCUUUUUUUACAUGGUCUGCAGGUGGACGCUGGCACGGGGGCAGAUCCAGCCAGCCUAGGACAAAACACUUCAUGCUCAGGUUCCUCGGUGUGCAAGGAGGGUGUUAUCUUGCCAAUAUGGUACCCAGAAAACCCAUCUCUGGGGGACAAAAUUGCGAGGGUUAUUGUUUACUUUGUGGCACUGAUCUAUAUGUUCCUCGGGGUCUCCAUCAUUGCCGAUCGCUUCAUGGCGUCCAUAGAGGUCAUUACUUCGCAAGAGAAAGAGGUUACCAUCAGGAAACCCAAUGGAGAAACCACCACCACCACCAUCCGCGUUUGGAAUGAAACUGUUUCCAAUUUGACCCUCAUGGCUCUUGGUUCCUCUGCUCCUGAGAUCCUCCUGUCAUUGAUAGAGGUCUGUGGCCAUGGAUUCAUUGCUGGCGAUCUGGGACCUUCAACCAUAGUUGGCAGUGCAGCUUUCAAUAUGUUCAUUAUCAUAGCCAUCUGUGUCUAUGUCAUUCCUGAUGGCGAGGUGAGGAAGAUAAAGCAUUUGAGGGUCUUCUUUGUCACUGCGGCUUGGAGCAUCUUCGCCUAUAUUUGGUUGUACAUGAUCCUUGCGGUUUUCUCUCCAGGCGUGGUCCAGGUAUGGGAAGGCCUCCUCACUCUGUUCUUCUUCCCCGUUUGUGUCGUCCUGGCUUGGAUAGCAGACAGAAGGCUGUUCUUCUACAAGUAUAUGCACAAAAAGUACCGUACUGACAAGCACAGAGGUAUUAUAAUUGAGACUGAGGGGGAGCAUCCCAAAGGGAUCGAAAUGGACGGUAAGAUGAUGAACUCUCACUUUAUAGAUGGAAACCUAGUGCCUAUGGAGGGGAAAGAGGUGGACGAGUCUCGCAAAGAGAUGAUCCGGAUUCUCAAGGAUCUGAAGCAAAAACACCCAGAGAAAGACUUAGACCAGCUGGUGGAAAUGGCCAAUUACUAUGCCUUAACUCAUCAGCAAAAGAGCAGAGCAUUCUAUCGGAUUCAGGCCACCAGGAUGAUGACUGGAGCAGGAAAUAUCCUUAAAAAGCAUGCAGCUGAGCAAGCCAAGAGGAGUGCUAGCUUGCAUGAGCUGCGUCCAGAGGAACCAGAGGACUUUAUCUCAAAAAUUUGUUUUGAUCCUUGCUCCUACCAGUGUCUGGAGAACUGUGGUGCUGUCCUCCUAACUGUCGUUCGGAAAGGAGGAGACGUAUCCAAGACAAUCUAUGUGGACUAUAAAACGGAGGAUGGCUCUGCCAAUGCGGGGGCUGACUAUGAGUUUACAGAAGGGACGGUUGUCUUGAAGUCAGGGGAGACCCAGAAAGAGUUCUCUAUAGGGAUCAUUGAUGAUGACAUCUUUGAGGAAGAUGAGCAUUUCUUCGUGCGCCUCAGCAACCUGCGGGUGGUUGAGACAGAUGAUCCUCCUCCGGAGUUCAAUAACGUGCCAUAUCCCAAGGCCAUGCUGGCCUCUCCUUAUGUGGCUACUGUGACUAUCUUAGAUGAUGACCAUGCGGGCAUCUUCACCUUUGAGUGUGAUGUGAUCCAUGUCAGUGAGAGCAUUGGGGUAAUGGAGGUGAAAGUCCUUAGGACGUCUGGUGCCCGAGGUACAGUCAUAGUCCCUUUUAGAACAGUAGAAGGAACAGCAAAAGGAGGCGGAGAGGACUUUGAAGAUGCUUAUGGGGAGCUGGAGUUCAAGAACGAUGAAACUGUCAAAACUAUUCACAUCAAGGUAAUUGAUGAUGAGGAGUAUGAGAAAAACAAGACUUUCUUCAUUGAGCUGAUGGGCCCACGCAUGGUGGAUAUGAGUUUACAGAAAGCACUCCUCUUGACACAAGAAGUGGCAGAAAGGAAGCUGACAAUGGAAGAGGAGGAAGCCAAGCGUAUUGCAGAGAUGGGGAAGCCAAUACUUGGCGAGCAUCCUAAGCUGGAGGUCAUCAUUGAAGAGUCCUAUGAAUUCAAGAGUACCGUGGACAAGCUCAUCAAGAAGACAAACCUGGCCUUGGUUGUAGGAACGCAUUCGUGGCGGGACCAGUUCCUGGAAGCCAUUACUGUCAGCGCAGCUGGCGAUGAGGACGAGGAUGAGUCUGGCGAAGAGCGCCUGCCGUCCUGCUUUGACUAUGUCAUGCACUUCCUGACGGUCUUCUGGAAGGUGCUCUUUGCCUGUGUCCCGCCCACCGAGUACUGCAACGGCUGGGCUUGCUUCGUCGUGUCCAUCUUGAUCAUCGGCAUGCUCACCGCCGUCAUUGGAGAUUUGGCUUCUCAUUUUGGCUGCACCAUUGGCCUCAAGGAUUCAGUGACUGCUGUUGUCUUUGUGGCCUUUGGGACUUCAGUUCCAGACACUUUUGCUAGCAAAGCAGCCGCCGUCCAGGACGUGUAUGCAGAUGCUUCCAUUGGCAAUGUCACGGGCAGCAAUGCCGUCAACGUCUUCUUGGGCAUUGGACUGGCGUGGUCGGUGGCCGCCAUCUACUGGGCUUACCAGGGAGAGGAGUUCCACGUGUCAGCAGGCACCCUCGCCUUCUCUGUGACGCUGUUCACCAUCUUCGCUUUCGUCUGCGUCAGUGUCCUGCUGUACCGGAGGCGGCCUCACCUCGGAGGGGAACUGGGGGGCCCCAGAGGGUGCAGACUUGCCACAACUUUGCUCUUUGUGAGCUUGUGGCUCCUGUACAUUUUGUUUGCCACCCUGGAGGCCUAUUGCUACAUCAAAGGGUUCUAAGCCACGGAGCUGGAAGAAGGGAGGGCUUUCCCCCUCCUUCGUUACCUCAUUGGAUGCCAGUCCUCAAAGCAUUGUCAAACCAGGACUGACAGCUAUCAAUCAAGAUUCCAUAACGGCCCAUACUGAAGGACAACUGGGCUUUAAGAAGGGCAAAACUAUCCUCACACAAGGAGGGGGGGGGAACCCCUGACAAUUAAAAUCAAGCCAACCAUGUCAACCCAGCCGCUGAUCCCAUCCAGUCAAAUCAGAAAUGCCAGCAGCUUCUCAAAGUACCUAUUUGUUCAAACGUUGCUGCUGACCUCAACUUUAUUCCUUCCUCCGCCUUACCAAAUGUCACAUAUUCAGAUGGAAAGCCUAUAUUUUGGGUGGGUAUUUGGGUGUUUUUUAAAAAACAACAACUGGGGGUGGCAAAUCUUACUUGAUCUAUUUUUUUCCUUUUUUAGCACUCAGCCAGGACCUGAAAAUGGUCAACACAUCCAAACCUCACACCAGUGUCAGUACUGGAGAUGAAAAUGCUUUUCUUUUUCCUCCUCCUUCUUCUUCUUCUUCUUCUUUUUACAUUGCAUAAACAAUCUCUAUGAAAAAGCUCGCUCUUUUCACUUUCUUUUAGAGUUACAGUGCUAGCCUGUUGCAUUUGAAAUGCAAACACACAGAGACACACAGACAGACACGUUCAGGAAAUAUACCAUUGAAGGCUGGAGAAUGUCACCUGCCUGGGCUACCAAAAAGAAAGAAAGGACAACCUGUAACAUUAUUGUAUGUAACUUGUAUAUUUUGAAUAUGGAAAUUCUCUUUGUGUAAUUAACUUAAAGCUUUUGGCACUGCAGAGAACUAUAUAUAGUCAUUUUUGAAAGAUAAAUAAACCAACACAAGGGCAGAAGGGUGGGAGCCUGCAGUGUGGAAAACAGGAGUAAGGAAAAACAGCACAAGUUAUUUUCCCCUCUCUAUUUUUUUCCAUUUUUUGAUCACAAUAGACUGUUUGUUCUAUUUAUGGAAGAAAAGAAAGAAUAUUUCUUUUUCUAAAGAAAAAAUGUAAAUAAUUUGCAUUUUCUCACACUUGUUGGUGCAUAUGAAAAGAAAUCUUCGAGGUCUUAAGAUGCCGCUCGAAGUCUUCCAAGCAUAUUCUUCAUGGGUUGGCUUUGUUCUUAUAAAAACAUUACAGGAGGAGGAAAGAAAUUCUGGUGGUCCCUCGUGGCUAGCAGUGCCAGGUGGUUGCUUCAUGGAUGGUGAUCUCCCGGCUGCUUUAACAUCCCAUUUGUAAACGGAAGCACUCAAACACUGCAUUUUGAUGUAAUACUAGACUAUGGUUUCAUGUUACAUGAACAAGCCUCAGGCAUGU